This is a messenger RNA of Camellia sinensis, 1258 nucleotides long. Lineage: Eukaryota; Viridiplantae; Streptophyta; Magnoliopsida; Ericales; Theaceae. The record is from RefSeq and is a predicted model, not a curated record.
UUUGGAUACAUAUCCACGUAUCCUUAAUUUUUAAUUUUGAAGUGUCCGAUCCUUAGAUACGCACCCGUACCCGAUACCCGUAUCCGAGUCCGUGUAACCUAGGACGGGGUCACUGUUAGUAUUUCCUGAAGAGCAAGAAAUUCAUACCUAGAAAUGAGGAAAGUUUGUGCAAAGAAAACCCUAGUUUGUGUCCUACAGGAAAAGGGCAUUCAUAUAUGGGACGGAAAUGCAUCCAGAGACUACCUUGAUAGUAUUGGUUUAGUUGAUAGAGAAGAAGGUGACUUAGGUCCUGUUUAUGGUUUCCAGUAGAGACACUUUGGUGCUAGGUAUACAAACAUGCAUGCUGACUACACUGGCCUUGGAUUUGAUCAGUUGUCAGAUGUUAUUGACAAGAUUAAGAAUAAACCAGAUGAUUGGCAAAUUAUUCUAUCAGCUUGGAGCCCCUCUGAUCUCAAAUUGAUGGCACUUCCCCCUUGCCACGUGUUUGCUCAGUUCUACGUAGCCAACGGGAAGUUAUCGUGUCAAAUGUAUCAGCGCUCUGCUGACAUGGGUCUGGGUGUGCCAUUUAACAUUGCAUCUUAUGCCCUCUUGACAUUCAUGAUUGCUCACAUUUGUGAUCUUGUUCCAGGCAAUUUUGUCCAUGUUAUUGGGGAUGCUCAUGUUUAUCGCACUCAUGUCAGACCUUUGCAGGAGCAGCUUCAGAAAGUACCUAAACCUUUUCCAAUUUUGAAGAUCAAUCCUGAGAAGAAGGAUAUAGAUUCCUUUGUGGCAGAUGACUUUAAACUCAUGUGUUAUGAUCCUCACCAGAAAAUUGAAAUGAAAAUGGCGGCGUAGAGUUACUACUAUGUGGAAGAUAUGUUGUUCCCUGUUGUCAAAACAAUAUCUGCUCUUAAGUUUGAGGCACAGCUGCCGGAGGGUUUUGUCAGCAUAGAUUUUUACGUACAAAUAAAGAACUGCUAGCGGGAUAUUACCAAUUAUUACAUAUGUGGGGACUGAGAAUCCUUUAGUUUGACACAGAAAUAGUGGAUCUAAGGUGAUUUAGGAUUUUGUGUUUGGUUUGGUUUGGUUUGGACCUGUUAUAUGAAGUUUACACCUUUUUAAGUGCUGUAUAUACCAGUGUACCGAUGAACAGACUUGGAUUAUGAGUUCUUCCCAGUUCUCUCUUUAUUACAGAUUGCUAAACCUAGAGAUGUUUUGAUGACCUCAAUUGAUGUGGUGGGAGACACAGGAUAUCAGAAAAAAUUUGAUUUGGUUUGAA